AUGGAAAACCUCAAUCUCAAUGACCCCCCUCCGCCGGCUGCGUCGCCACAACGGCCACCACAUCCAGCGCAGCACCCCCAUCAGCAAAAUGCGGUCUUCCCGGGUCCCCCUCCACCCCAAGGUGCGCCUCAAUUGCCGCCGCAAAUGUUCACCACCGCCGCGCAGCUGUUGGAUCUAACGGAUAAGAAACUCCUCCUCGUCCUGCGCGACGGACGCAAGAUCUUCGGUGUACUACGAUCAUGGGAUCAAUUUGCGAACCUCGUUCUCACUGACACGAGAGAGCGCUAUUUCGUCUCUGUACCCUCAUCUGCCUCCACGGCCCCUGCGAAUUCUCAGUCGCAACCCGAGCAGACACAGCCCACACGCAACCUCUACUGCGACAUUCCCCGCGGCACCUUUCUUGUUAGAGGUGAAAAUGUGCUUCUUCUAGGUGAAGUGGAUCUCGACAAGGAUGACGAACCCCCUCCCGGGUACGAAGAAGGGGAUAUUGAGGAGGUGUUCCGAAUACACAAAGAGGCAGAGAUGGAAAGGAAGAAGAGAGAUCGACUGAAAAGCAAGAGGACGGCGUGGAGAGAUCCUGAGGGGAGCGGGGAGGUCUUGUUUUGA
This is a messenger RNA of Fonsecaea nubica, 606 nucleotides long. RefSeq lists its product as hypothetical. Gene Ontology annotation, molecular function: RNA cap binding. Gene Ontology annotation, cellular component: P-body; Lsm1-7-Pat1 complex. The transcript has 2 exons. The record is from RefSeq and is a predicted model, not a curated record. Gene Ontology annotation, biological process: deadenylation-dependent decapping of nuclear-transcribed mRNA. NCBI's taxonomy places the organism in Eukaryota, Fungi, Ascomycota, Eurotiomycetes, Chaetothyriales, Herpotrichiellaceae. Bases 1 to 606 code for a protein of 201 amino acids.